This is a messenger RNA of Halteromyces radiatus, 1859 nucleotides long. RefSeq lists its product as uncharacterized. Gene Ontology annotation, cellular component: cytoplasm. The record is from RefSeq and is a predicted model, not a curated record. Gene Ontology annotation, biological process: positive regulation of TORC1 signaling. Bases 63 to 1814 code for a protein of 583 amino acids. The transcript is spliced from 11 exons. NCBI's taxonomy places the organism in Eukaryota, Fungi, Mucoromycota, Mucoromycetes, Mucorales, Cunninghamellaceae.
UUUUUUUUUUCUUUUCUUAUUUAUCCCUAAAACAAAAAAAAAGAAAAAAGCUUAAACAAUCGAUGACUGAUACUGUCUCUGACAACCUUUCUAAUAUAAUCAAUUUAUCAUGGCAACCUCAAGGUGGAUUUAUAGCUUCCAGCUUAAAACAAAAGCAAACGGUCAUGUACUCUCCGAAGAACCACGUUUCAAAAAUAGUUCCUAUCGAAAAUCAAAGUAUUAUUUCCCUCCGUCAACUGGAUGACGAUAUCAGCGUUAUUAUGCGACAACGAGCACAGAACGGUUAUCUCAUGAACUGUGAAAAAAACUACCGAAUGGUGAACGAAAAAGAUAGAAAACUAGGCGAAACUUGGUUAUGGAUGGAAAGAGCAGUAAAAGUGAUCAAUAAAUCAGGCCAGUUUAAUAAUAUGGAUUAUAAUCUUAGAGGAGUUUAUCAAAUAUGGAUGGGACCAGGAUCUCAAGGAAGGAAGGCAUCUCCAUCAAGUACUCCUCGACCUAAUAUAUCUUCCCCUCAAAAGCGAUCUUCUGCUGGUCGAAAAAAAGAUUCACAACCUACAUCACCCAAUACUGAUAUGGAAAAACAGCAACAACAAGCACUACAACAACAACAACAACAACAACAACAAGAAGAUCAACUUUAUAUUAUAUCAUCCACGACCAAAUCCGAUCAACGUAAAGUCGCCUUGGCCACUUGUGGAUUUGAUAUGACUAAAAAUCAACUAGAAGAAAUAUUGAAAAACUUCGAAGCAAAUGGUGAAUAUGAUAAGGCUGCAGCUUGGUCUGUUUUUAAUGGUCUUACCGAUCGAGCAAUAGAAUGUCUUUCUAAUAUACAAGAUGUCACAAAAGAGGAUGGGCAACAGCGCAAACUCAUGUCUGUAGUACUUGCAGGUUAUCAAACAAACUCAGAUCCAACACCUACAUGGCGUCAUCUAUGUGAAUCAUUAAGCAAAGAUUUAGUCGAUAGUCCCUAUUUAAAGGCUAUUUUCCAAUAUAUAGCUUCUAGUAAUUGGGAUCAGGUGUUGACAGAAACUGCUAUACCACUUCAAGAAAGAGUUGCAAUUGCAUUACGAUUUUUAGAUGAUGAUCAGUUGACAUUAUAUUUGGGUCGUACUAUGGAUCAAGUGAUUAUGGAUGGCGAUAUUGAAGGUUUAGUUUUAACAGGAUUAAGUACACGAGGAAUAGAUUUAUUAGAAAAAAUGGUGAAUCGAUAUGGUGAUAUUCAAACGGCUGCUCUCCUUGUUAGUUUUGUGGUACCUAGACGAUUACAAGAUUCUCGAGCAGAAGAAUGGAUUGAGAGUUAUCGAUUAUUAUUAGAUAGAUGGCAAUUUUGGCAUACUAGGGCCAAGUUUGAUAUCGAACGUGGAAAAUAUAUGAAUGCAUCAGAAGAUAUUGCUUCCCCUCAAGUGUAUGUCCGAUGUACUUAUUGUGCUCAGACUCUAGGACAUAGUCUAUUGGUUCAAAAUAUACGUAGUAGGGAUGGGAAAAGAAUGAAUGUGCAAGCCAAUAUUUCUCCAGCUUCAAGUAGUCGUAUUAGUGGCAAACAAAAAGCUACAGUAUGUCCUAGUUGUCGUAAACCAUUACCACGUUGUGCAUUAUGUCUACUUCAUAUGGGAACACCUAUUGACUCUGUACGACAAGCCAUGGCAACAAACGAUGCAAAUAAUGUCGAUCCCUCUAAUUUUGGUUUAUGGUUUACAUGGUGUCAAACUUGUCGACAUGGAGGUCAUUCUUUACAUUUAUUUGAUUGGUUUCAAAAACAUUCCAGCUGUCCUGUUAGUAAUUGUGCAUGUCAGUGUCAAAUUUUUACAGAAUAAUGAUGAUAAUAAUAAAAGAUUUUUAUUGAUAUAUGAAAAAAAAAA